AUGGGUAAAAAGCGCAAGAACCCGACUCACCAAAACCACUUUGUCGACUCCGGUAAAAAGAAGAAACCAAAUGGAGGUCCAGGACCCGGCCCCUCGAAGAGCAAGGCGAAGAAUAACGCCGCGAAUGAUAACAGCACAAAGAAGAAGGAGCAGAAGCAGUACCACCAGAACCAAGAACCAGUUAUCCCUUUCGCCUCGGAAGAUACCAUCCUCCUCAUCGGCGAGGGCGACCUCAGCUUUGCGGCCAGUCUCGCCGCCCACCACGACUGCCGCAACCUGACGGCCACCGUGCUUGAGAAGAAUGAGAAGGAGCUGCUGGAGAAGUACCCGCACGCGGAAGAGAACAUCGCCAAGAUCACCGGCGCAGUUUCAAAGUCUGAGAAACCAAAAGACAAGACCGCCGACAACGGCAGCGACAACGGCAGCGACAACGGCAGCGACAACGACAACGACAACGACAACGACGAUGACGAUGACGACGCCGACGCCGACGAAACGGGCGCACCCGAGGGAGAACCUGUCGAAGACGAAGAAGAAGAAGCAUACAAACCUCCAGUCCCGAACAACAACAAGAUCCUCUACAACGUCGACGCCCGCACAAUGAAACCAUUCGUCAAGCGCUCCACAACCCAAACCCACCACGGCAUCUCAAAAACCACCAAGCAAGGACUCUACAAGCGCAUCAUCUUCAACUUCCCCCACGUGGGCGGCAAAUCUACCGACCGCAACCGCCAAGUACGCUACAACCAGGAGCUUCUCGUCUCCUUCUUCAACUCCGCCAUACCCUCCCUCGCGCCGAAAGGCACCAUCAUCGUAACGCUGUUCGAAGGAGACCCGUAUACACUUUGGAACAUCAAGGACCUCGGCCGACACGCUGGCCUGCAGUCCCUCCAGAGUUUCAAGUUCCACUCGAAGGCGUACCCCGGGUACCGCCACGCGCGUACGUUGGGGGUUGUCAGAGAGAAGAAGACCGGAGAGGCCAGCGGCGCCGCGUGGAAGGGUGAGGAGAGGCCUGCCAGGAGUUUUGUGUUUAUGCGCAAGGAAGAGGCGCCCGAGCCGCUACCAGUGCAGAAAAAGAGGAAGAGGGGAGGCGAUGAAAGUAGCAGCGAAGAAUCGGAUUUGGAAGUGGACGACGAUUAA
Molecule: messenger RNA, 1140 nt
Organism: Colletotrichum truncatum
Lineage: Eukaryota; Fungi; Ascomycota; Sordariomycetes; Glomerellales; Glomerellaceae
Biological process (GO): rRNA base methylation
Molecular function (GO): rRNA (uridine-N3-)-methyltransferase activity
Source: RefSeq, a predicted model, not a curated record